Messenger RNA from Strongylus vulgaris, 459 nucleotides. NCBI's taxonomy places the organism in Eukaryota, Metazoa, Nematoda, Chromadorea, Rhabditida, Strongylidae. The record is from the annotation of a GenBank genome assembly.
GAAGCCUCAGUGAUGGUGUUUGAACGGCGUAAUAAUGUGAAAGCACCGCCAAGGAUUGGCCGAAUGAAUAAAUUUGCGCUGGUUGAUCUAAUCAAAUACGAAGUAAGCCAAUUGUCUGCCUUGGCCCAUCCUCGAAUUCUACAUGUUCAGCAUGCAUUGGAGGACUCAAAAUACGAAGUAAGCCAACUGUCUGCCUUGGCCCAUCCUCGAAUUCUACAUGUUCAGCAUGCAUUGGAGGACUCAAAGGAAUUCCUUGCCUUUGCCACCGAAUCCGUAUGCGGAUCACUUGACACUAUCGUGAUAGAAGAGGGAGUGGAACGGUUGGAGAUGAAAUUAGGGGUGUUGCAGAAUAAGGAACCAUGGUAUUCUCAUGAAAUCUACAGGAAAAAUUAUCGGGAAAGGAAUGGUCUAGGGCGGGAGCAAGUCACCUCUAUGGUAGAGGCAGAUUUCGAGAGAUGA